This is a messenger RNA of Vitis riparia (riverbank grape), 4204 nucleotides long. RefSeq names its product probable serine/threonine protein kinase IRE. Bases 147 to 3743 code for a protein of 1198 amino acids. The record is from RefSeq and is a predicted model, not a curated record. The transcript has 17 exons. Lineage: Eukaryota; Viridiplantae; Streptophyta; Magnoliopsida; Vitales; Vitaceae. Gene Ontology annotation, biological process: peptidyl-serine phosphorylation; intracellular signal transduction. Gene Ontology annotation, molecular function: ATP binding; protein serine/threonine kinase activity.
ACCACGUUUAAACCGAACACCUCAACUGAAACCCGCGAAAACCUCUCUCUCUCUCGCUACAAUCCCAUCUCUCUCGUUCGUUCUCUCUCUAACGCAUCUCUCUCUGUAGGUUCUCUCUCGAGCCCUCCAUCUACACUGAUGAUGCCAUGCAUGACCCACCGCCACCUGCCGUUGACUCCUCCCCCACAGCAGCGCCGUCGGCGAGUCUCAAGGCAAAGUUGAGGAAGAUUCCUCCCAUUCCCGUUCGGCGAAACCCUAGAGACGACUCUGUUGACGAUAAGGAGGAGGAGGGCGAUGGAGAGAGUGAAAACGACGACGUUUCCGAUGAUGAUUCCGAAUUCAUUCUGGCUUCCUCCCUAGGCCUCAAUCAGAUUCGGACUCGCUCCAGUCCUUCGCCUCUUCGGUUCACCUCUCUGGCCGGUGAGCCUCCGAACCUUGGGAAUGAUGCCAAGAAGAAUAAGGAUGGAGCCGAAGCUCGCCCGAAAAGGACGAGUCCUCUGUGCCGGGCAACCUCUAUGGAGCAUAGUCAAGGUAAAAAGAUAUCAUGGAUUCAACCAAAAUCUUUUAGAGUGCCAUCACCACUUAAUCCAGGAUUGGAGGCUCAUCAUGCAAUUCUUGCCAAAGAAAUUCAAUCUCCUCGUUUUCAAGCUAUAUUGCGAGUCACAAGUGGGCGUAGGAAAAGAACCUCAGAUAUUAAGAGCUUCUCUCAUGAACUCAACUCUAAAGGAGUGCGGGCUUUUCCAUUCUGGAAGUCUCGUGCAGUUGGCCAUAUGGAGGAGAUUAUGGUUGUGAUCAGGGCAAAAUUUGACAGAUUAAAGGAAGAAGUUAAUUCUGAUUUAGGCAUAUUUGCUGGAGAUUUGGUGGGCAUACUUGAAAAAACUGCAGAAACUAAACCUGAAUGGAAAGAGGGUUUAGAGGACUUGUUAAUUGUAGCCCGGCACUGUGCAAAGAUGCCACCAAAUGAAUUUUGGUUGAAGUGUGAAGGCAUUGUUCAGAAUUUAGAUGAUCGGCGUCAGGAGCUGCCAAUGGGCACUCUCAAGCAAGCCCACACUCGCCUUCUUUUUAUCCUUACUCGAUGCACUCGCCUUGUGCAGUUCCAUAAAGAGAGUGGUUAUGAAGAAGAUCACAUUCUGGGUCUUCAUCAACUCAGUGAUCUUGGAAUCUAUUCGGAGCAUAUACUUGGGGCCAUGCAGCAUGAAAGUGGUGGUCCUGUGGAUGUGAAUGAGAAGCAGUCAAAGAAGUCACAUGCCCAGGAACACAGCAGUUUGGAUCCAAAGCAAGAUCAAGUAGAUCAUGAUUUAGAUAGUGGAGUGGAAGAUCAUGAAGUUGGCACUGCCAAAAGUGCUGAUUCAAUUACAAGCAGCUACAAAAUGUCAUCUUGGAAGAAAUAUCCAUCUGCAGCAGAGAAAAACCACAGGAAAGGCAAUGAGGCUGUUGAUAUGACCUCCAAGGUUAAACUAGAUCCCUUGCCAGUUAAAGAUGAAAACAAAACUGGUAUCAAUGAUAAUACUGGAAAUAUGGUUACUCCAUCCUGCCUUUCUGAAAAUGCAGAGGCAACCUCGAAAGUACACAGAGUUUCUUGGGGAUGCUGGAGUGAUCAACAACAAAUAACAGAUGAAAAUUCAAUGAUCUGUCGUAUUUGUGAGGUUGAAAUACCGACUGUGCAUGUAGAGGAUCACUCCAGAAUAUGUACAAUCGCGGAUAGAUGUGACUUAAAAGGAUUAACUGUAAAUGAAAGGCUUGAAAGGGUUGCAGAGACUCUUGAAAGGAUACUGGAAUGUUGGACACCAAAAAGCACUGACACUUCAGGAGGAAGUCCUGAUAUUGUGAGAGUGUCUAUAUCAAGUGUGUCUGAAGAGUUAGAUGAUUUUUCCCCUAAAAAAAACACCUUGUCUCGAUCAUGCUCUACGGACAUGCUUGAUUGUAUAAAUGAAGCUGAUAAUGAGUUUGUCAUGGACGAUCUUAAUGUUUUGCCUGAAAUGUCAUGUGAUACUCGCUCUUUUCUGACAACUGAUCAAGGUACCAGAGCUUCAUCAUCUGGAAGCUUAACACCACGAUCACCAUUAUUGACACCACGUACCAACCAGAUUGAAUUGCUUUUGAGUGGACGGAGAACAAUCUCAGAGCAUGAAAAUUUUCAGCAGAUAAGCAAGCUACUGGAUAUUGCUCGUUCAGUUGUCACUGUUAAUUCAAAUGAUUAUAGUGCUUUGGAGUAUAUGCUUGAUCGUCUAGAAGACCUAAAAUAUGCAAUCCAGUAUAGAAAAGUGGAUGCCCUUAUUGUUCAGACUUUUGGGAGGCGUAUAGAAAAACUACUACAUUUACAUGUUUGUGAACUAUGCAGGGAGAAAUAUGUUCAUCUUUGUGGACAGAUAGAAGAUGAAAAGAUAGAUUCAUCUAAUACCAUGGCUGAUGAAGACAGUCCAGUGGAAGAUGAUGCUGUUCGCAGUUUGCGUGCUAGCCCCAUCAAUCCAUCUUGUAAGGAUCGAACAUCUAUAGAAGAUUUUGAAAUAUUGAAACCAAUCAGUAGAGGAGCAUUUGGACGAGUGUUCCUUGCCAGAAAAAGAGCAACUGGUGACUUGUUUGCAAUAAAGGUUUUAAAAAAAGCUGAUAUGAUUCGUAAAAAUGCAGUUGAAAGCAUUUUGGCAGAACGUAACAUCCUAAUAUCAGCCCGCAAUCCUUUUGUGGUCCGAUUUUUCUACUCCUUCACAUGCAGGGAAAACCUUUAUCUGGUGAUGGAAUACUUAAAUGGAGGAGAUCUUUACUCUUUGUUGAAAAAUCUUGGCUGCUUAGAUGAAGACAUGGCACGUGCGUAUAUUGCGGAAGUUGUUCUUGCUUUGGAGUAUUUGCAUUCCUUAAACGUGAUUCAUAGAGAUUUGAAGCCCGACAACUUAUUGAUUGGUCAUGAUGGCCACAUCAAGUUGACAGAUUUUGGGCUUUCUAAGGUUGGUCUUAUCAACAGCACCGAGGACUUAUCAGGUCCUUCAGUACUGCUUGGACAUGAUGAACCAAAUACCACUGUACAAAAACCAUUGAAAAGAGAACAGCGUCAAAAGCAUUCAGUUGCUGGAACCCCUGAUUAUUUGGCACCUGAGAUACUUCUUGGCAUGGGACAUGGCACAACAGCAGAUUGGUGGUCUGUUGGGGUUAUUCUUUUUGAGCUGCUUGUAGGUAUUCCACCAUUCAAUGCAGCAAAUCCACAGAAAAUUUUCGACAAUAUUAUGAAUAGAGAUAUACCCUGGCCGAAAGUACCUGAGGAAAUGAGCUUUGAAGCACAUGAUUUAAUUGAAAAAUUGCUGAUUGAAAAUCCAUUUCAAAGGCUCGGAGCUACAGGGGCUAGUGAGGUGAAGAAACAUGUGUUCUUCAAAGGCAUUAAUUGGGACACAUUUGCAAGGCAGAAGGCUAUGUUCAUACCAUCGGCAGAAAGUGCAUAUGACACAAGUUAUUUCAUGAGCCGAUACAUAUGGAAUCCUGAGGAUGAGCAUGUCCAUGGAGAAAGUGACUGUGAAGACACGACUGAAACAUGCAGUGGUACAUGCAGCAGCGGUUCAUUCAGCAAUGUACAGGAUGAAGAGGGGGAUGAGUGUGGUAAUUUGGCAGACUUUAGUGCUCCAAACCUUGCUGUCAAUUACUCAUUUAGUAAUUUCUCUUUCAAGAACUUGUCUCAACUGGCUUCCAUCAAUUACGAUUUGCUUGUGAAGACUUUUAAGGAUUCACCAGAAACGUCCAGAUCGUCCAAUCCAUGAGAAACUCUCCCUUCUGUCAGCUUAAUCUGUGAUUACCAGUCUUCUAUCGAAUUCUUUGACGAGGAGGGAAAGUUUUUAAUCUAUAAAGGAAUUUGAGAAUAGGCUCAGCUGGUACAAUAUGGAUUCCAUUUCUGAACUAGAAGUCAUUUGACUUCUUGUUACAGAGUGAAAAGAUGGGCUAUCUAUACCUUGUGGGAGAGAUCUUGUGCAUGCCAAUCAGAUAAGAUUGAUCUCAAACUGUUGAAAGCCUGGGAUAAAUUUGCUCUUACUUUGUUUAUAAUCUUCAUAAUUAGAAUUGUCAUUUUAUUGCAAUAGAAGAACACUAUUUAUUCUACUUCCUCUGCAAGUUCCCUUUGUACAUAUACACACUCUUUUCAAUAGAUGUAAUUUUCUACUCCCUCAGUUGAAUUCCUUCCUGUAGCAAGUUGUAAAUUAUGCUUUAUGGAACCAACUUUCAUCAA